UGAGAGCCGGAGCCGCGGCCGCCCGUCUGGAGCUGCGGCGGGGGAGCCUGCGUGGCGAGCGGAGCUGCGGGGCCGGGAACAGGUGAUCGCAGCGGGAGCCCCGCGCCCUCCCGAGUUGCGGCCCCCGAGCCCGCGCUUCUGGGCGCAGCGGCGGCCUCCCAGCGCUGGGCUGAUCGAGGCCAGCCGCAGGCUUCGCACGCGCUUCCCGGGCAUCCCUCUGCCCGCGCGAGCAUCCGGAGCCCCCGGGUCCCGCGCAGCCUCGGGAGCGGCAGCUGCGCGCGGCGGAGCAAAGUUGUGGACGGGUCCCGACCGCCGGGCCCUGCUCCGUCACCGGCGGCCGGGCGCGCGCUCCAGGAGCGGCGCUGGCGCUGCAGCCCCGGGGGCUCCGGUGGCAAACUGCUCCAGAGGCUGAAACUUCGGGGCCCGGCGGGUCGGGGCCUGCGUCCUGCGUCCCCUCGGCGAGGGCGUCGCGGACGGGAUGUGACGGCUCCGGCGCGGGAAGAGCGGGAGGGCGCGGGUUCCGCGGACCAGGCGGAGGGCAGGCUGCGGCGCACGGCGGGCCCGGGCUCCAGCCGAGCCGCCCCCCUCGCCCGGGCCCCGCCGCGACCGCCGCGCCCCCGCCCCCGCCCCCGCCCCCGCGCGGGAGGACUUGCUCCAAACUCCCUGAACUUCGGGCGGCUCCCGGAGCGGCGGCCUCGGGGUGCGCGGCCCUACCCGGGGACCCCGGCCGCUGCGCUUUGGCUUCCCACCCUUGAGGACUCCGGGGGGCCCGUCCCGGGCGGAGCUGACCGCCCCCCGCUGCUGGCCGCGCCGCGAUGCUCGUGAGGAAAGUGCCGGGCUUCGCCCCGGCCUCGCCGUGGGGGCUGCGGCUGCCGCAGAAGUUCCUCUUCCUGCUCUUCCUCUCCGGCCUCGUCACCCUCUGCUUCGGCGCCCUGUUCCUGCUGCCCCACUCCUCCCGCCUCAAGCGCCUCUUCUCGGCCUCGCGGACCCAGCAGCCCGGCCUGGAGGUGAUGGCCGAAAUCCCCGGACACCACCCGCUGCCCGAGCAGGAGCCGCCUCCCAACCCUGCCCCGGCCGCGCCGGCCCCGGGGGAGGACGGUCCCGGCCGCCCGGUCGGUGUCCUCCACAGGAGAGGCUGGCUGCGGCGCACCCGCCCCACCGGGCCCCGGGAGGAGGGCAACAGCGUCGCGGCCCCUCGGCCGCGCGAGGAGAGCGUCCGCUUCAGUUUCGACUACAACGCUUUCCGCAGCCGCCUUCGGCACCCGGUCUUGGGGACAAGGACUGACGAGAGCGAGGAGUCCCAGAGUCUCGUGCGAGCCCAGCGAGAGAAAGUCAAAGAGAUGAUGCGGUUUUCAUGGCAGAACUAUCGCCGUUAUGCGAUGGGCAAGAAUGAGCUCCGGCCACUCACAAAGGACGGCUACGAGGGCAGCAUGUUCGGUGGCCUCAGUGGGGCAACUAUCAUCGAUUCUCUUGACACCCUCUACCUCAUGGAGCUGAAGGAGGAGUUCCAGGAGGCCAAGGCCUGGGUCCAGGACAGCUUCCACCUGAACGUGAGUGGAGAAGCAUCGCUGUUUGAAGUAAACAUCCGGUAUAUUGGAGGACUGCUCUCGGCCUUCUACCUGACGGGAGAAGAGGUGUUCCGAGUCAAGGCCAUCAAGCUGGGUGAGAAACUGCUGCCAGCCUUCAACACUCCCACGGGCAUUCCCAAGGGUGUCGUCAACUUCAAAAGCGGUAGCUGGGGCUGGGCCACCGCGGGCAGCAGCAGCAUCCUGGCUGAGUUUGGAUCCCUGCACUUGGAAUUCCUGCACCUCACCGAACUCUCGGGGAACCCGGUCUUCGCAGAAAAGGUCAAGACUAUCCGCAAGGUCCUCAGGGAGAUUGACAAGCCCUUCGGCCUCUAUCCCAACUUCCUCAGCCCAGUGAGCGGAAACUGGGUGCAGCACCAUGUCUCAGUCGGAGGACUAGGGGACAGCUUUUAUGAAUAUUUGAUCAAGUCCUGGUUGAUGUCUGCCAAAACAGAUACAGAGGCGAAAACUAUGUACUACGAAGCCUUGGAGGCCAUAGAGACCUAUCUGGUGAAUGUCUCUCCUGGGGGCCUCACCUACAUUGCCGAGUGGCGAGGGGGAAUUCUGGACCACAAGAUGGGACACCUUGCCUGCUUCGCAGGGGGCAUGAUCGCCCUCGGGGCUGAGGACGCCAGGGAGGACAAGAGGGCCUACUACCGAGAGCUUGCCGCCCAGAUCACGAGAACGUGCCACGAAUCCUACGCCCGCUCAGACACCAAGCUGGGGCCUGAGGCCUUCUGGUUCAACUCUGGCCGGGAGGCGGUAGCCACACAGCUGAGCGAGAGCUACUACAUCCUGCGGCCCGAGGUGGUGGAGAGCUACAUGUACCUGUGGCGGCAGACACAUGACCCCAUCUACCGGGAGUGGGGCUGGGAGGUGGUGAUGGUCACACCCACUCCAGCAAGGCCACACCUCCUAAUCCUUCUCAAAGAGUUCGGCUUUCUUCGACUAAGCAUUCAAAUAGAGGAGCCUGCGGGGCCCCAUUCUUCUUUAAACUGCCACACAGGGCUAGACAGCAAAGACAAAGGCCCUGGAGAAACACUGCCGGACGGAAGCCGGCUUCUCCGGGAUCCAGGAUGUGUACAGCAGCAACCCCAACCACGACAACAGGCAGCAGAGCUUCUUCCUGGCCGAGACGCUGAAAUACCUCUAUCUUCUGUUCUCUGAAGAUAACGUGCUGUCGGAGGAGGACUGGGUGUUCAACACCGAAGCCCACCCACUGCCCGUCAACCACUCAGACAGCUCGGGCGUGGCUGGGCACCGCCACUGACCCUCCGUCUCCGUGCCCGAGUCUCAGGGAUGCCUCUCCUUUCUUGGGAUCCGGGACCGUUCUCAGAGCGCUGGGGACGGGAGGCCCACGGCGGGCAGCCCCUGGGUGGACGCGUCAGACGGGCGACUUGUUUUUCCUCUGUGAGGAGACAGGAGCAGGUGAUGCAGCAGCAUCGGCCCGGGCCACGGUCCCCGGGCCCGCACGUGCGGUUCCUCUCCACGGGGGGACUUCUGCGCCCCCACACUCGCUGUCACAGGGCCAAAGGACUGGAGGCUUGCGUGCCCACCCCAUUGUGUUUGAUUCGCUUCCUUUUUCCGUUCCGGGAGUUCGGUCUCGCUGGAUUUUGGCUUCGUCCCCACCCCGCUCCCAUUUGAGUUUUCUGACGAUUAUAAAUAUAAUUUUCGAAAUCACGCGCCUUCCGAAACUGCCUAACCCGAGGGGGCCGUGAGCGUCCCGUACACGCGCGCUCUUGACCCAUCCGUCUCUUAUCGCCUGUUACCCAACCUUGCCCCUCCCACCAAGUGUCAUUUACUUUAUCAUUCGAGGAGGCGCCUCCCUUUAAUUUGGUCCCAAAUGUUACAAAUCACUAAUGCUAUUUUCAUUACUGUAAUGGAAAAAUAUGUGACUAGAAUAAAGGACUCUAUUGAAUAAGAAA
Molecule: messenger RNA, 3490 nt
Organism: Meriones unguiculatus (Mongolian gerbil)
Lineage: Eukaryota; Metazoa; Chordata; Mammalia; Rodentia; Muridae
Gene: Man1c1
Product: mannosidase alpha class 1C member 1
Exons: 13
Coding region: 816-2732 (638 amino acids)
Biological process (GO): carbohydrate metabolic process; N-glycan processing
Cellular component (GO): Golgi membrane; extracellular exosome; endoplasmic reticulum
Molecular function (GO): calcium ion binding; mannosyl-oligosaccharide 1,2-alpha-mannosidase activity
Source: RefSeq, a predicted model, not a curated record